Molecule: messenger RNA, 546 nt
Organism: Lactuca saligna
Lineage: Eukaryota; Viridiplantae; Streptophyta; Magnoliopsida; Asterales; Asteraceae
Source: the annotation of a GenBank genome assembly
AUGUUGAAAAGAGUUGAUCCUACCAACACAGUUCUCAUCACUUACUUACAAACCAUUGAUAUUUUUGUUGAAACCAGGGUUCUUUUGGCCAGAAAAGAAGAAAAGAAGACUAAACGUUCGAAGAAGGUUGUUGUUGAAUCUUCUAAGAAAUUUGUCAAAGAAUCUACAUCCACAAAAAGUCCAAAGAAAUUGUCAAUUACCGAAGCCGAGCCAUGGAAAUCAAAAGUUGUUGUUGCUGACACUCCAUCGACUCAAAAGGAAAUCAUUCCUUCGAAGACUGGUGUUUUUCGAAGAAUCAAGAUGAAGUCCAAGCAUAAGAGUCGAUCACCUCUCAUGAAUGUUGUUCGCAAACCACAGGUUUCGCAUCAAGGAGUUAUUUUUCGUGAGAUACCUGCCCCUACUUCACCGUCUUCUAAGAAGAGAAGGGUAACAUAUAUGGCUAAACACAUAUUGAAGAAGAAGAAGAAGGGCAGGGUGAUUAUUUCAUCAGAGUCUACUACUGAUGAAAAUGAAACAAUUCCAGAGACACCGGAAGCUGAUCUUUAA